UCAGAAAAGAUAAGGUCAUUUAUAGAAAGAAGUACUCAGAAACAGAAAAUAGAAGCAAUGGCGAACGAAGGCGAGGUAGUGAGCAAUAAGCAGGUGAUAUUAAAGAACCAUGUGACUGGGUUUCCUAAUGAAUCUGACUUGUACAUAAACACUACUUCUAUUAGCUUAAAGCUUAAAGUACCAGAAGGAAGUAAAGCUGUUUUGGUCAAGAAUCUCUACUUGUCUUGUGAUCCUUAUAUGCGUGGUCGCAUGAGUAAUGGCCCCAUGAGUAAUGGCCCGGCUGAUGAUACCGAAUUCGCUCCUUUCACUCCUGGCUCUCCAAUAAGUGGAUUUGCAGUGGCUAAAGUGGUGGAUUCAGGGCAUCCUGACUUCAAGAAAGGUGACUUGUUAUGGGGAGUUAUAAGUUGGGAAGAGUAUAGUCUUUUAACAAAACCUGAAAGCUACUUUAAAAUCCUCCAUACAGAUAUUCCCCUUUCCUACUACGCUGGACUACUUGGUAUGCCUGGCGUACCAUUUUACUUCGGUCUGCAAGAUAUUUGUUCUCCUAAAGAAGGAGAACGUGUCUACAUUUCAGCAGCGUCGGGUGCAGUUGGUCAGCUUGUUGGGCAGUUUGCAAAGUUGAUGGGUUGCUAUGUUGUGGGCAGCGCUGGAAGUCAACAAAAGAUUGACUUAUUGACGAACAAGUUUGGUUUCGAUGCUGCUUUCAAUUAUAAAGAGGAGCAAGACUGGGAUGCAGCAUUGAAAAGAUAUUUUCCUGAAGGCAUUGACAUUUACUUUGAGAAUGUUGGAGGAAAAAUGCUUGAUGCAGUUCUUCUGAACUUGAGGACCCAUGGCCGAGUCGCUGCCUGCGGAAUGAUUUCUCAGUACAAUCUGGAGCACCCAGAAGGAGUGCACAAUUUGAUGACAAUUGUUUAUAAACGAGUUCGAAUACAAGGAUUUUUAUAAAACGAGUUCGACAUACAAGGAUUUUAAUGUGUGAUACUUCCAAGCCAGUAUUCUAAGUUCUUGGACUUUGUUCUGCCUCACAUUAGAGAGUAGGCAAGAAUUACUUAUUGGAAGAUUACUUAUGUGGAGGACAUAGCUGAAGGCAUUGAGAAUGGUCCUUCUGCACUGCUGGGCCUUUUCAGCGGCCGGAACGUUGGAAAACAGGUUGUAGCACUUGCUCAUGAGUGAUUUUGCCUACUUUUUGGAUUAUCUGUUAAUGCAGGAAUAAAGUUCUAUUGUACUCUGGCAAUUUCAUAUUUGUGUGUUAUUUAAGUA
Molecule: messenger RNA, 1260 nt
Organism: Jatropha curcas
Lineage: Eukaryota; Viridiplantae; Streptophyta; Magnoliopsida; Malpighiales; Euphorbiaceae
Source: RefSeq, a predicted model, not a curated record